GAAUUCGGUCUCCUCAGUUAAGUUUGUUUAAAAAAUAUAAACAAAAUAUUUGUUGAAUUUAUCAGUCCUAUUUUUAUAAGAUUCGAGUUAACUUUCUGAACAUGGCUUGUUUGCUAUGCUUUUCAACAACAACACCUGAUGAAUGUAUUAAUAUUUAUGAUUAUGGUGACAGCAACAUGAUUACAGGAGCAGAAUUAAUUCAGAAACAUUUUCCGUUCUAUGAGCAAGUAUUGACGGAAGAAGUCUUAAAUAGUAAUCAAACUGUCCUUUGCAAGAGUUGUUGGAUAAAUUUGGAAAACUUUCAUGAGUUGUUCAUUUGUGUUGCGUCAAAUUACAAUGCAAAUAUUGAAGAUAUUAAUUUAUAUGCAAAAGAAGUCAACGAUGCUAAAAAUGAUAGUAACACUGAGGACUUUAUAAUAUAUGACGCUGAAGUGAAGGAAAAUGAGAUGGAGUUAAUCAAAGUUGAAGUCAUGAAUAGUGAUGUAGCAGAAUAUAUGGGAACGGAAUGGAUUGAAGAAGUAACAGAAGAGAUCACACCACGACCAUUGCAAUUGCAUAAGAAAUUGAAAACAAAACAUUUGUCCCAAGUUUCAUCUGAUAGUCCGAAAAUGUCUCGACAAACUGCAACACCGAUUUUCGACAGUGCAGAUGAUCAAAGAAUUCGAGACACGGCAAAAAUGAAUUGUGAAAUUUGUGGUGAUUCCGUUGACAACUUGCGAGAUGCAAAGUCACAUUACAAACAAUUUCAUGGUGUUGAAGGAUAUUUGAUGUGCUGUGAGAGACGUUUCAAGCAAAGAUGUCGACUUGUAGAGCAUGUGAAUACUCACUACAAUUUUGGAUAUAAUUGUCACAUAUGCUCGAAAACAUUCGAUUCGAAAUCUUAUCUCUCCAAGCAUCUUGCUUGUCACGAUGAAACUAAACCAUUCUCUUGUGCUCAUUGUCCAAAGAGUUUUUCGAGGAAAUUUCAAGUACGCAACCAUCUUAUGAGUGUUCAUAUCUUUGACAACAUUGAACCGUCUUUUGAAUGUCCUAAAGAAAAUUGUCAUAAAAAGUUUGUUAAUCCAGCAAGAUUAAAACAUCACAUAGAUUACACUCAUUCAAUGAAUCACAUUGAAAUAUGUGAAAUUUGUUCCAAGACAUUCCGAACCAAGAAUGCUAUUGACGAGCAUAUGAAAACUCACGCAAGAAAAGCAGAAGAUCGAAUUCGUUGUGAAAUUUGUGGACAUUAUUUAGCAGAUCUCAAAUCGUAUAAUCGCCAUGUAAAGAAUCAUGGAACGGAGCAACUCGACAACACUUGCAGUCACUGUGGCAAAAAGUCACCAAAUUUAAAUGCAUUAAGAAAGCACAUCAAAUAUGUUCACGAGAUGGAAAAGAAUCAUCAAUGCCGGUUUUGUGAGAAGAGUUUUAAGCGUCCUCGAGACUUGAUUGAUCAUGAAGCAGCUUUGCACACAUUGCAAGAUCUUUAUGCCUGCAGCUUUUGUUCGAAAACUUUUCGCAAUCAAUCCAAUAUGUUGGCACAUCGGAAGAAGAUGCAUCCAGAUCAAUACAAGAAACCAGCAUACAUGCGAGACGAUGUACUAUCGUGAAUAUCUACUAUAAUUAAAUUUGAAAUGUAGUUUAGUUAUUUUAUAAAAGAAAUAAAAUAUUUUAAUAUCGAAU
Messenger RNA from Clunio marinus, 1659 nucleotides. NCBI's taxonomy places the organism in Eukaryota, Metazoa, Arthropoda, Insecta, Diptera, Chironomidae. The record is from the annotation of a GenBank genome assembly.